GGUGGGGCCCUGCGCCGCGGCCCCGCCCAGCGAUGCGUGUGUGAAGGUCGGGGUGGCGGUGACGCGGCGCCGGCGGCGGCAGGGAGGCUGGGCCAGUGGGCGAGGGAGGCGAGCCGACCACUGGGCUGUUGGGCUCCCGCGCCCUCGCGUUCCCCGCCGCCAGCCCAGGCGCAGGCAGGGCGCAGGCGGCGGCGGGCGGCAUGGAGAGCCUGCUGGAGAACCCGGUGCGCGCUGUGCUCUACCUGAAGGAGCUCACAGCCAUCGUGCAGAACCAGCAGAGCCUCAUCCACACCCAGCGAGAGCGCAUCGACGAGCUGGAGCGGCGGCUGGACGAGCUGAGCGCUGAGAACCGCAGCCUGUGGGAGCACCAGCAGCUGCUGCAAGCCCAGCCUCCGCCCGGGCUCAUCCCUCCGUCAUCGGCCCAGCCGCCGGCUGCUCCAGCCACCGCUCCCGCCGCCGCCGCCAGGGCCCAAGAACCUCUCCAAGACCAGGGACAGCGCUCAGCCGCCGCGCCGCAGUCCGCGCCCGAGCAGCAGCCGCUUCAGCACCACGGACAGCUCCUGGAGCAGCCGCCGCGGGGCCCUGGCAGCAGGGCUCACACACCCCAGUCGCCCCACAAGCAUCUGGGGACACAGGGAGCCGUGACUGACAAGGAGAAGGAACGUCCCCCGAGUUGCUGCGCUGCUGCCGGAGCCCUCCUUCAGCACAAAUCCCCCUCCACCCUCGGCAAGGGCGUCCUGAGCAGGAGACCUGAGAAUGAGACCGUGCUGCAUCAGUUCUGCUGCCCAGCCGCCGAUGCCGAGCAGAAGCCUGCCUGCUCCGACCUGGCCUCCCAAAGUGACGGCUCCUGCGCCCAGGCCAGUGGGGGCAUGGAGGACUCCGUGGUGGCAGCGGCGGCGGUGGCAGCCGGCAGACCCAGUGCCCAUGCCCCGAAGGCUCAAGCCCAGGAGCUGCAGGAGGAGGAGGAGCGGCCGGGGGCGGGGGCUGCCUCCCCGAGGGCUGGCCCCCAGCACGUGGCCUCCCCCGGCCGGCAGCAGCCUGCCCCGGCGACGGCGCUGUGCUCCCACGCCCCUGCCGCCUCCGAUUACGAACUCUCCCUUGACCUAAAGAAUAAACAGAUUGAAAUGCUAGAACACAAGUACGGGGGCCACCUCGUGUCCCGGCGCGCCGCUUGCACCAUCCAAACCGCCUUCCGCCAAUACCAGCUCAGCAAGAACUUCGAGAAAAUCCGCAAUUCACUCCUGGAGAGCCGCCUGCCACGGCGGAUCUCCCUGCGCAAGGUGCGGGCACCCACCGCUGAGAGCCUGGCGGCGGAGAAAGCGCUCAUGGAAGGCUACGGCCUCAUGGGACUGCCCCUGGUGCGUUCGCCGUCCUUGCCGCCCACCUUCGCGGGUACCCUCACUGAGCUGGAGGACUCUUUCACCGAGCAGGUGCAAUCCCUGGCCAAGUCCAUCGAUGACGCGCUCAGCACCUGGAGCCUCAAGACCAUGUGCUCCCUGCAGGAGAGCGGCGCUUACCAGCUCCACCAGGCCCUGCAGGCGGCCGCGGGGACCUCAGGCCUGGAGGCAGAGAUGCGGGAGCCGGAGAGCGCAGGCCCCGGGCCUGGGGAUGAGGCCACGGAGACCCCCGGCCUGCCCCCGGGCCACGGUGGCACCCUCAUGAUGGCUUUCCGGGACGUCACGGUACAGAUCGCCAACCAGAACAUCUCCGUUUCCUCCUCCACGGCUCUGUCCGUAGCCAACUGCCUGGGCGCACAGACGGCCCAGACCACAGCAGAGCCCGCCGCAGGCAAGGCUGAGCAGGGCGAGACCCCGGAGCAGGAGGCCCUGGAAGCCCACGCCCUGGGCCAGGGGGACGUGUCAGCGGAGGACACGGGCACAGAGGCUGGGGCUAGUGGGGUGGUGGAUGAAGCCACAGCAGCCAAAGCAGAGGAGGAGGAGGCAACAGAGGUGGGGAAAGGGGCUGAGGCUGAGGCAGGUGACUUGGAGCAGCUGAGCAGCAGCAGCAUGCCCACCAAGUCUGCCAAGUCGGGCUCGGAGGUGUCGGCCUCCGCCUCCAAAGAGGCCCUGCAGGCCAUGAUCCUGAGCUUGCCGCGCUACCACUGCGAGAACCCAGCCAGCUGCAAGUCGCCCACGCUCUCCACCGACACCCUGCGCAAGCGCCUUUAUCGCAUUGGCCUCAACCUCUUCAACAUAAAUCCAGACAAGGGCAUCCAGUUCCUCAUCUCCCGCGGCUUCAUCCCUGACACCCCCAUUGGUGUGGCCCAUUUCCUCCUCCAGCGAAAGGGCCUCAGCCGCCAGAUGAUUGGAGAGUUCCUGGGCAACAGCAAGAAGCAGUUCAACCGUGACGUGCUGGAUUGCGUGGUGGAUGAGAUGGACUUCUCCAGCAUGGAGCUGGACGAGGCCCUGCGUAAGUUCCAGGCACACAUCCGUGUGCAGGGGGAGGCCCAGAAGGUGGAACGGCUCAUCGAGGCCUUCAGCCAGCGCUACUGCAUGUGCAACCCCGAAGUGGUGCAGCAGUUCCACAACCCCGACACCAUCUUCAUCCUCGCCUUCGCCAUCAUCCUCCUCAACACCGACAUGUACAGCCCCAAUAUCAAGCCUGACCGGAAGAUGAUGCUGGAAGACUUCAUCCGAAACCUUCGAGGUGUGGAUGAUGGCGCUGACAUCCCCCGGGAGCUGGUGGUAGGCAUCUACGAGAGGAUACAGCAGAAGGAGCUCAAGUCCAAUGAGGACCACGUCACGUACGUCACCAAGGUGGAGAAGUCCAUCGUGGGCAUGAAGACGGUGCUGUCCGUGCCCCACCGCCGCCUGGUGUGCUGCAGCCGGCUCUUUGAGGUGACAGAUGUGAACAAGCUGCAGAAGCAGGCGGCGCAUCAGAGGGAGGUGUUCCUCUUCAACGACCUGCUGGUGAUUCUCAAACUUUGUCCAAAGAAGAAGAGCGCCUCCACGUAUACCUUCUGCAAGUCAGUCGGCCUGCUGGGCAUGCAGUUCCACCUCUUUGAGAACGAGUUUUACUCCCAUGGCAUCACACUGGUGACUCCGCUCUCGGGCUCCGAGAAGAAGCAGGUGCUGCAUUUCUGCGCCCUGGGCUCGGAUGAGAUGCAGAAGUUUGUAGAGGACCUGAAGGAGUCCAUUGCUGAGGUGACAGAGCUGGAGCAGAUCCGGAUAGAGUGGGAGCUGGAGGAGCAGCAGGGAACAAAGACACUCUCCUUCAAGCCCAGUGGAGCCCAGGGGGACCCGCAGUCAAAGCAAGGAUCGCCGACAGCCAAAAGGGAAGCCACGCUCAGGGAGAAGCCCGCGGAGAGCACGGUGGAGGUAUUAAUCAAUGCCUCCCCAGCCCGACUCACCAUUUUACCAAUUUCAAGAGAUACAGUUAAAAGUUACUGCUAGCAUGGGUAACGCCGCUGUUCCCGCGCCUAAUUAAGCCGCGAGCUCUUUCUCCCCAUUCCCCAGCCCACGGCCCUCCGAGGCCGAGCUCCCAGACUAACACAGUGGAGACAGAGCCCACGACACCCUAGGGCCAUCCUUCCGGUGUGCCCCCAAAUCUACCUCCCCAGCAAAUGCCCACUGCUCACUGCUCCGCCAGUACUUGCUGUAUCAGAGGACCCCACAUCGCCUUCCCCGGGGUCCUCCCACCCUCCAUAGCAGGGAGCCUCGGCUCCCUCCGGAGAGAGGUCAGGCCCCAAGCGAAGCACUCACUUCUGGGGCAGACCCCGCCCUUUUGGACACCUGGGGCUAGGCUGGAGAAUUGCAACUUGGGGGCAGCUGGGAGAGGGAGCUCUUCCCUGGAACUGCUGGUCCUUCUGGAAAGCUGGCCACAGCGUAGGGAUGUGUCUAAAAGAAAUUGAGACAGAGUAGGGUGGGGAUGCCUCGGGGGCUUCCCUGAGGGGAGAGGAUUAACCCUGAAGACUGUCCGUGGUUGGAGGGGAGGCUGCCCAUCUCCAUGCCACAUAGCAAGAGACUGUAGAGGAGCCAGCAGCAGGGGUCCCUGCUAAGCGCCCACAGUGCCACCUAUAGGAGGAGCAUGCAGGUGGCCCUACAUGCCUCGUGAGCCCCACCCCUCUCCCACUGGUUCCUCUUGCACCCCAGUAGCCCCAGCUACACUCCUUUUCUGUCAGGCCUCCCAGGGCCACCAGCUGCUCAUACAGACACCUCCCUUCCCCACCCCUACUUCCAGCCAGAGGGGCCCCCAUUAGGUGUCUUAGGAAGACGCCCUACUCACCGGUCUGACUACGCCCUGGGAAGCAGCAGGAUACCCCAGGGGAGCUCAGUGUCUUCUCUCUCUCCCACGGCCCCCACCCCCCACACACCCGUGUCUGGAGGAGGCACCUUUACAAGGAGGAGCUUCCUGCCCCAGCAGCUGACAAGCCCCCAGGGUGGGUAUUCCAUUCCCCGGCCCCUCCGCUCCCCAUCCUCUGCAGCUGCCCAUUCUUGAGCCUUGCAGAUAAGCACAAACGUGCCCAGCUCUCCGUUCUGUUCUGCCAGCCCUGCCCUGCCCUAGCCUGAGCUACCCAGGGAGGACAACCAGGCUGACGCACUCCUCCCUCCUGCCCUGCCUAAGGGCAUGUGGCUAUCUGCAAGGCUGCCACCCUCAGCUAGCUCCAGGGCCCCGCCAGCCUCUGCUCUCCCGCACAGAGGGCAGCCUCGCCACCCAUGGCCUCAGCUGGACCCCAAGCUCUCUCUCCUCUGCCCUCUCUGCCGUUGCUGACCAAGCCCCUCUGGCAGGCGCUUCUCCAUCUUCUCUGAGCUGUUCUGACCUGCUGCUCAUGUUACAUCCUCUGUCUCCCGGCUCCCUUCAUUCUUUCUUUCAUGAGCAGGGAGGUGAGAAGGGGAUCAGAUGAGAGAGCCUUUUGCUGUCACUUCCUGCUUUUCACUUACUGACCACUAAAGAGAAAGGAUCGAAACUGGGAUGGGGAUGGGGGUGCAGUGGAGGGACCAGAGCACGGGAGGUGAAUGGGAGGUGCAGGCUAUGGCCCCGAGCAGGUGCUGUGCAGGGAGCUUCAGAGGGAAGGACGGCUCAGUGGGUCUGGACUGGAACAGCCAGAAAUUCACCUGGGAAGGGGCCGCUGCGAGGUCCCCGCAGAGGAAGGCAGAUGAGCACAAGCCUGUCCUGGCUCCUGGGGAGGAAUUCAGAAUACAAGCAGGAGGGGAGAGGAGCCCGUGCCCUCCAGCGGCUUCUGCCUGAGUGAGGACCCUGGAGGGCUCCCCGGAGGGAGGGGGGCCCCAGCCAUGCUCUCUGCCUGCCAUGUCUCAGGACACUGAGGGGCUCAGGGCCCCUUUCGUUUGUGUAGCAGGACCUCAGGCCUGGAAAAUGUGCCGAGGUUGGAGGCUGAGAAGGAAGAAUAAAGCCUGCAACAUGCCGAGUGUGGCAGAGGGCUCGUGAAUAUUGGGGGCUCGGGAGGGAAGCCGUCCCUAGGAGUGCACAGGUCCGGGAAAGGGAUUCCCUGAAUUGCACCUGUAGCCAAUAGGAUGAGGAAAUGCUGCUUUAGGGCGCCGGGACAGUUUUGGGCUGGGCCAGCUGGGUCUAGGCCUGGGCGAGGUACCUCCUCAGCAACUUCCAUUUCCCACUCUGUGCACUGAGCACCAGCCCAAGGUGCUGCUGCCUGAGGACAGAUGGCAGUCCAACAGGAAAAUCGUCAGAGAGGAGGGGGGUCUCAGCCUCCCCCACAGGACCCAGGUGUCUGGAGUGGGGUGCGCGGCGUCCUCGCCAUGGGCAGGACAGCUUGGGGUGGAACAGUGUGAGGAGUUAAAUCCCUCUCCCCCCGGAAUCCUCUAGCCUCCUUUCCACCCAUCUCCUCCCCCUCCCCCUGCUAGUAAGGGGAGGCCAGGCUAGUUCAUAGUGACCUCCACGGUCUGAGGGAGGGGGCUCAUGAGCGCCAUCUGGGCCACGUCCUCCUGCCCUGCCUUGGGGAUCAAGGUUAGAGCCCUCUCUGGGGAUAGCCUCCUGCAGCCAAGCAAGUUAACCAGGACCCAGCUUGGGCCAGAAUGGCAGCUGGGGAGCUGGCUCUGCCCUCGGUUGUCUGGGCUGCUCUCCAACUGCAGGGUCAUGGCCUUGGGGAGUCUGGGAGGACAGGUAGGUCCAGAUCACCCCUUCAGGGGUCCCUGGCAUUCUGGGGUUUAAGCCUUUAUGAUGUUAAAGAUGCCAAAGAGGCUUCCUCUGUAACAAGACUGGAGGGAACAGAGGGACAUGAACGGCUCCAAAAUGCUUGGCUCUAUCUCUGGGUCUGACCUCCUUUGCCUCAACACACUCCUGGAGGGUGGGGAGGGGCAAAGACCAUGACCCCGGCUUUCAAGCUCAGAGAGUGGUGGAAAAGGAGGUGGAGAGGAGUUUUCCCAUGGCCCAGAGACACCCAGCAGGUCCAUGAAGUCAGGUGCAGAGCUAUGCAGAGCCCACCUCACAGAUGAGGAGACUGAGGCCGCAGAGGGACGCCGCUCACGGUCAGUGGCAGAACAUGCCAGCCUCUUGACUCCUCUUUCCCUCCUAGGCAAAAGCCAGGGUCAGAAGCCAGUCUUCCUACAGAUGGAGAGAUGGGGAGAGGGUCGGAGUGAGGGCUGAGAGUGGGAGGGAGGCCAGGGGAGGCUCAGGGCAGCCUGUCCUAGCAGCUGGGAAUUAGUCCUGUAACAUUUCAUGCUUCUCUGGCUGUUUCUAAACUAGGUGUCAAUUCACAACAGGCUUCAAACGUCCCAGCACAACUCCGGGCUGGGGGCCGAGAAGGGAGCG
Molecule: messenger RNA, 6723 nt
Organism: Saimiri boliviensis boliviensis (Bolivian squirrel monkey)
Lineage: Eukaryota; Metazoa; Chordata; Mammalia; Primates; Cebidae
Gene: IQSEC3
Product: IQ motif and Sec7 domain ArfGEF 3
Biological process (GO): regulation of ARF protein signal transduction; actin cytoskeleton organization
Molecular function (GO): guanyl-nucleotide exchange factor activity
Source: RefSeq, a predicted model, not a curated record